AUGGCAAUGAGCGCUGGAAAGGCACAGAGACUCCCAAAGGUCGCCCCCUUAUCAUCAAUGGCAUACGGCAAGCGGAAUGAGGGCGAUUGGAAAAGCACGUUAAAAUUAUUUGUGGAGGAGGUUUCUCGACUGAAAGAGGAAACGGAUGCAUUGAAAUCUACCCGGAAUGAUAUAGAGGCCUCCUGGCAAAAAGCCGUGGAAAAGAUGAAGAUUCUCACAGAUGAAAAUUGUUUGUCGCAACACGCCCUGGAGUCCUUGUUGGAUGAAGAACGAAAAAAGUCUCUUGCGGUGGUAAAGGAAAAGGAAGAUUUGCUUGUGAAGCUGAAGUGUGCCGACGAGAAGUGUGCCGCGAAAGAAAAAGAGGUCCGUCGACUUGCUGACAUGGUGGAGACAGAAAAGAUAAGGCACAGCGUCUCUGUGGCGCUACAUGAGAAGACAAUGGAGAAGAAGGAGUCACAAUACCGGGCAGAGCUCCAUCUUCAAGAGAAGCGGCUAGAGGAGAUGCAACAUGAGUUGCAUCAGCAACUGAAGCGGCAAGAAAGUGAGCUCCUUGCAAAAGACAUAUUAUUAGAGAAGGAAAGAAAACGAUGGAGAAAUUGGCACGAAGGAUAUGAAAACGAAAAUUCCUCCGAUAUGCCCCAAAUAAAAGGGGCGUCAUGUGCAUGUCGACUCUCUCCAGAAGCCACAAUGAAUUUUGCCGAUAUUUCUUCCAGUACACCUUUCAUGGCGCAUGUGCCGUUUUCCGUGCCUCCCGAUGAUGAUGAUGCCCGUAACGUCUCGAAGAAGAGUCGGCUAGAGGCAGCCCGGCAACAACUACGGCGAAUAAAUGGAAAAAGCAAGGAGGAUGUCACAUUGAUCUCGCUUAGCAAGCUGAACCACCUUCAAGAACACUUCCGUCAUUAG
Trypanosoma cruzi is the source of this 903-nucleotide messenger RNA. RefSeq lists its product as uncharacterized. The record is from RefSeq and is a predicted model, not a curated record. The transcript has a single exon. NCBI's taxonomy places the organism in Eukaryota, Euglenozoa, Kinetoplastea, Trypanosomatida, Trypanosomatidae. Bases 1 to 903 code for a protein of 300 amino acids.